Messenger RNA from Trichoderma atroviride IMI 206040, 2565 nucleotides. RefSeq lists its product as uncharacterized. Lineage: Eukaryota; Fungi; Ascomycota; Sordariomycetes; Hypocreales; Hypocreaceae. The record is from RefSeq and is a predicted model, not a curated record. Gene Ontology annotation, biological process: regulation of actin filament polymerization. Gene Ontology annotation, molecular function: protein binding.
GUCCUGCCGGCGAUCUGCACCGACGCCUGCGAUCCCUCCACCAGCCGUCGUGUAUUUUUCUGCCAACCCCGUCGCACCAACUCCACCAGCAGCGCCGUGGCCGCAUCUUCCAAUCCAUUUUCUCCAUCCGUCACCUCCUCGCCUGAUAUCCGGCUGAUUCCUCCUCCUUCCUCUCUCUUUUCUACUCUCUUUCGAUCCUCUUCUCGACGGCCUCAGCGAGACUCACCAGAGACGAGCCUGCUGCGCCCCGAUCGCAUUUUCCUUCUUUUUGUUUAUUUUUUUCUCCUUCGCUCGUUAACUCUUCGGCUGUGCCGGACACCAACUACGUGGUUUUCCCAAGCAAUCACGUCGCUUCUCUCCUCCGUCUGAUCGAUAAUCGAACUGGCUUUUCGACGACACUCUUUCCCAUAGGCGUACACAAUCACGGCGUGGACUAUCGCAUUGACCACUCGCCCCCAAACCGACAAGCUGGCCAACUCUCUUAUGCCCCCCUACUCGGUCAACUCGCCGUCAAUCAUCAAAAUGGAGCACUCAAAUAUCUACCGACGACGAGGCUUCCAGAGUGGCAACAUCUUGGGCGACCCGUUUGCGCUGGCAACUACAUCAAUCGGUUUUCUUGCGUGGCUUAUUACAAUCGUCGGGUGCAUCAUCGGCCAGAUCCAAGAGACACCAAACGACCCGUUCCCCAAGUUCUCUUGGUGGGCAAGCAUAUUCAGCCUCUUCUUGAUCCUCGGCGUUUUCUAUGUUGUCGGUAGCGACACGAUUCAGACCUACCAUGUGGCACUUACGGGAUAUUCUGCCGGAGGCAUGGUGCUGGUAACCUCGUCGGUCAACUCUCUGGUAUACUCAAAGGACGCAGCUCGAGAAGCUGCCGCUGCCGGCUUCAUUCUCCUUUCCAUGGUCGUGCUCGUCUGGACUUUAUACUUUGGGUCGACACCCUCCGCUACACCCCGUGCAUUCCUGGACUCCUUCGCCCUUACCAAAGAGUCUGCUCAUAUGCAGCGACAAACCAUGAGCAACUACGGCGGUGGCAUGGGCAUGGGCCGUCCGGAGACGUCCAACUCCGUCCAACCACCGCAAAUGUAUACAUCUGCUCAGCUCAAUGGCUUCGAAAAUCCUUCACCUGUUGGCGGCGCCUCUCAAAUGGGUGGAAAUCGCGUUUCCCAACUUCCCGGCUUUGGACCAGCCCAGAUCAAGGUGACAGGCCCUGAUGCCCAGGUUAUUCCUCCUACCGAAUACCCCUAUCGAGCAAAGGCCAUCUACAGCUACAAAGCCGACCCCAAAGACGGCAACGAGAUUUCUUUCAAUUUGGAUGACGUUCUUGAGGUGUCUGAUGUUAGCGGGCGAUGGUGGCAAGCGCGAAACAAAGACGGACAGACUGGUAUUGCGCCUAGCAACUACCUCGAAUUGCUAUGAGCUAUCACGAACUCUGAAACUAGAAAUGCCUUUCUUGCCGAAUUGGGGCUCCGCUAUGUUAGUUGUCAUCAUUUUUGCCUUGGAGUGACGACCUGAGGAAUUUUGCGCAAUCGGGCCAGGGAUAUAUAUUGGAUGGAGUAUAUUUGGACGAGGCUACUCAAAGAGACAACGCCAUACUAUAGGUUGCAUGCAUUGGCAGCACCUUACUUUUGGCUCUUCUCUUUUUCUUUUUCUUUUCAAAGCUGAUUUUUCUUUCAUUCCUCUUCUUUUGUUCAUCUUAUUAUCAACGUACGAGACGUUUCUUUUAUUUGUCCAUGUCAUUUCCUACUCUUCUUCGGCCGCUAUCUGCUACUAGAAAUAUUCUCUUCCUCCAUAUCUCUUCAUGAUUCCCCAAUUCCUCAAGAUAUCCCUCUCCUCUAAGCGUGGAAUCAAAAAGAAAGAAAGAAAGAAAGCAGCAGCAGCAGCAGCAGCAAUAACGCGGUAACUCCCUUUUUUUCAGUCUUCUUCUUUUAGGCUAUGAUCUAUUGUUUGACUGUUUUUUCUUUUUCCAUCUUUUUCUGUUUUCAAGGUUUUUCUUUUUCUUUUAGCAAGACAAUGGAGCCGGGAGGUCACUCAUGUAUGUAUGCAAAUUCCUCAACCAAAAAUGUAGUCAGAGGAAGGAGGCUUCCAGAUUAAAAACAAAAUUGAAGAGGCAAGGCAGAGAGAGAGGCACAAGACAAGGAUUUGGGCGCUGUGUGGUAGAAAACAAAAAGUAGGGAGUUGUUAAAUGUCUACUCAAUACAAACACCAUUGGGAGGCUAAUGUUGGAAUAAGAGUUUUUGUGUUUUGGAAAUGAUACCUUGUUUUUUUUUUCCUUGCUUUGAAGAUAUAUGCUGCGAUAAUUGUAGAGAGAGGUAAAGGUAAAAGAAAGGGGAAUCAUAUCUCAACUUGGUCAUUGAAGAGAGGCGAGGUUGAAAUAUACUACAACAUGUAAACAUGUAAUAAGUCUCAAGGAAAAGGGGUUGAAUUACAACACUUCACCGUCAAGCAAAUUAAGCUCACUAACAGAUCGAAUUUAGCAUUAUACUAAGGGGGAAUAUAAAUUGUUAUGCUGGCGUUGUUGCCAAAUGCGGAAGCUCACGAGGCAUGCCGGGAGGAGAGGUAUGGCAU